Molecule: messenger RNA, 924 nt
Organism: Coccidioides posadasii C735 delta SOWgp
Lineage: Eukaryota; Fungi; Ascomycota; Eurotiomycetes; Onygenales; Onygenaceae
Source: RefSeq, a predicted model, not a curated record
UUCGUUCCUUGCGCGCCAGAGGAAACAAGACAGUCAAGAUGCCUUCCGCUCACGGACACAGAUGUGAGGGCCGGCACCUGAGCUACCAGCGCGGCAAGCGCAACACCAACCCCAACACCAGCCUUAUCAAGCUUGAGGGUGUUGAUGACUCCAAGGCUGCCAGCUUCUAUGCGGGCAAGAAGGUCGCAUUCGUCUACCGGGCAAAGCGUGAGGUGCAGGGAUCCAAGAUCAGAGUCAUCUGGGGCAAGGUCACCCGGCCACACGGAAACUCCGGCGUUGUCCGUGCUCAGUUCAGACACAAUCUCCCCCCCAAGACCUUCGGUGCUUCCGUCAGAGUCAUGCUCUACCCUUCUUCCAUCUAAAUCGAUCGGCUGCCGGGCGGAGGUGUGGGUGGUUGAAAAGGGGUUUGUUUGGUGAAUCGACACAGUCCCGAUUAGGGUGGAGCAGACAGACCUGCGGGGCGAAAAAGGGACCAGACUACAUAGUUUGAGAAAAAGCGCAAAAAAGAACGGCAUCAGGAGACACAACCCGUCUGAAGUCAGGACCAAAUAGGGAUUUAUUUUUUUUCCACGCUCGCAAUUUUUCCGGUUUAUAUGGGUAUCAGUUUUGUCUCUAUCUUGUCCCUCUUCCUCCGGGCUAAGAAGCAUCGACGAGGAGUCAGUCCCCUAGAUGGAAAUGGGUGGCGCCGUCUAUUUGUUGAUGUUUUAAUGAAAUCAAACGGGACCAUAAUGCCCGAUGUGAUUGCAUUUUCCUCUGGCUAUGAUUGUUGUUCCUCUCUUUCUCCGCUUUAUUAUCUCUUUCCCCUUCGGGUCUGGUCUUUACCCAGACUCCAUUUCUUUUUUUUUAAUUUGACGAGAUCCACGUGUCAAUAAAGAAAAGGACAAACCGAAUACAUUUGAAGAAAUCAAAGAAGCCACUCCAGCU